GUAUAAGAUAUAUACAGAAGGAUGGGCAUGGUCCGUGAGUGAAAAAUACAUUCUAGCAUGUGACUCCAUGACCUUAUACAUAAAAUCUAGGUACCAUGAUUUCUUCAUAAGAGGGAUGCAGCCAUUGCAGCACUAUUGGCCCAUAAGAGCCAAUUCCAAGUGCACUUCUCUUAAGUUUGCCGUUGAAUGGGGCAACACUCAUCCGGAGAAAGCAGAGGCCAUCGGAAAGGCUGCUGCCAACUUCAUUCAUGAGGAUAUGAAGAUGGAUUAUGUCUACGAUUACAUGUUCCAUUUACUAAACGAGUACGCAAAACUCCUCAGAUUCAAACCAAAGGUUCCCCGUGGAGCCACGAUGCUUUGUGCUGAAAUAAUGGCAUGUCAUGAGAGUGGAAAUUGGAAGAAAUUCAAGGAGCAAUCCCUGGUGACUUCUCCCAGAGAUACAGUUCCAUGUGCCAUGCCUCCACCUUACAAUGCAACAGAGCUCCGAGAAUUUCUUGAUACGAAAGCUAACUCCGUGAGGCAAGUUGAGACGUGGGAAAAUGAAUAUUGGCAAAAUAUAAAUAAAAAGCAAUGAAAAGUGAAGAACAACAGUAUAUCAUAAAACAAAACCUUGUAGUGUUUUUAUAAUCUUCUUCCUCGGACAACUUGAUUUAUUGAGGUUGAAAGCUUUUGCUUUAUUUUCAUGUAAUUCUUUAAGCAGCAUCGAAUUUGAAAAUUAGGACAGGUAAAAUAUGGGAGAUUUUAGAAGAUUUUGAGUGUCAACAGCCAAACGGUCGUGCUUUUAAGCUUGGUUUGGCUGCAGCAACUCUGCUUACGAUAUUAAUGCAAAUUUGCUUGAAGGAC
Messenger RNA from Rubroshorea leprosula, 843 nucleotides. Lineage: Eukaryota; Viridiplantae; Streptophyta; Magnoliopsida; Malvales; Dipterocarpaceae. The record is from the annotation of a GenBank genome assembly.